This is a messenger RNA of Anarrhichthys ocellatus (wolf-eel), 1977 nucleotides long. Its product is annotated as nesprin-3-like. Lineage: Eukaryota; Metazoa; Chordata; Actinopteri; Perciformes; Anarhichadidae. Gene Ontology annotation, cellular component: cytoplasm; nuclear outer membrane; meiotic nuclear membrane microtubule tethering complex. The annotation marks the transcript as partial. Gene Ontology annotation, molecular function: actin filament binding. Gene Ontology annotation, biological process: nuclear migration. The record is from RefSeq and is a predicted model, not a curated record. The transcript is spliced from 6 exons.
AUAUGUAGAUUAGAUAUAUUUUUUAUAAAUGAACCAACACUUCGUCACGCUGUGUGUCCUGUGUGUCCUCAGGUGAUCCUGAAGGACCUGGAGGACUGUGAGGCCCACAUCACAGCGCUGGAGACUCUGGUCUCGUCCAGUCAGAGCAGCAGGACUCAGUUGGAGAGGCUCUAUGCCGAGUGGAAACACCUGCACAAGGCAGCCAGGGUGAAGGUGCGCGAGAGCGAGGAGAGUAUCGCAGAGCAUGAGAGCUUCCACGACAGCCUGCUGAACGUAGAGAAGUGGCUGAUGAUCAUGAAGCAGAAGCUGGAGUCCUUCUACAGCCCCUCAGGGGAGUGGAGCGUAGAGAGCCGCCAGCACGAAGCUCAGAGAGCGCUUGGAGAGUUUCCUGAGAAGGAGCUCCAGCUGCAGCAGAUGGAGGUCCAGGGUCAGGGGGUUUUGGAGAGGACCUCAGAGGAGGGACAGGUCCAUAUUCUGCGAGACAUUAAGCGCCUACGAGAGUCCUGGUUUUCCCUGUACAAUAUGAGUCUCAAUCUUCACAGGCUGCUGAACAGUUCCACAGAGCAGACACAGUCUGAGUCAUGGAGUGUUGGAGGCCUGUCUGCAGACAGCGCAUCCCUGACAACAGAGCUCAGUCUCGGGGAGGGAGCCAGUCAGGGCAGGGCAGGAGGCUCCAUGAGCCAGAGAGGCCGACAACGAGACAAGCCAGCUGGGAUGUACGGAGCCUUGGCUGGCUCUGGGUCUGGAGGGGGGGGAAGGAGCCUGGAGGGAGAGGCGGCAGAGGGGGUGACGACUGGGCAGGGUGGUCGGAUCCAGGGCCACGGUGAAAGUCAUCUCAUUCUGGCCGGACAAGACGAUAAACACGUGAGCCCAUCAAGGACGGGCGAGGACAGCGGACUCUCCUUUAAAGGAGACCAAGUUGAUUCCUCCGCUUGGAGAAUUCACAGCAGAGCAGGCCAGAAAGGUUCCACUGAAAGCCUUGACAGAGUUAAAUCAACAGGGGGCGGCAGCAGCAUCUUGGCUGGAGACAGAGAGGGAACAUCGCUAACCUCAAAGGUCAGCUAUAGUGAGGGGCUAAGAAUGAGCUCUGGUGAAGGCAGCGUGGAGGCAGGAGGAGGAGCGUUCAUGCUGUUCAGAAGGGACCCGACCAAGCCAUCAACAACACCAACUCAACACCCAGUGGGGGGCACAGGAGAGUACAGAUCCAGGAGGAGGGAGUUUGAGGCCUGGCUGUCCAAAGAGAAUGAACUGCUCUCAGGGAUCUUCAGCAGCAAGGGAGCAACACUCGGCGCCAAAGAAGUCAAGAUCCGACAGGACACACUCACGGCUCUGAGGGCAGGAGUGGGCUGGGGUCAGGAGCAGUUCCAGCUGUUGCUCCAGGAGAGUCCGGGCAGCGAGGCUGGUUCUGGACCAGCAGAGGAUGUGAGUCUGGAGGAACUCCGCUACCGCUGGAUGCUCUACAAGUCCAAACUAAAGGACGUGGGAGACGUCAGGUCCAGGGCCAGUGCCAAGGUGAGAGCAGAGCCUUCUUCUUAGCAUUGUGGAUUCACAGAGGAUUCCUUUUAAAUGCUUUUUGUGUAUGCAAGCAAUAAUCCUAAACAGGAGGUAGAGAAAUCUCAUUGCUCAUGGGAACCCUGGCAGAGCCAACCAUUGUACUUUAGUCAACGCUAAACUCAGAAAGUCCACUACACAUUCUUCAGACUUGGUCUUGAUUGCUCUCAUUGGGCCUCAUGCAAGAAACACUUUGAUUGGUUCUUAAGUGGUUUGUUUGAGUGAGUCAGGAGAACAAGCCACAUGCACUCACUCCUAUGACCAGACCUGUCAUAGGAGUCAUGUGACAUCAGUCUGCUGCUAUCCAAGCCUCAGUCUUAUCACUAAUCCAGAGAGGGUUGUCCGCCAAACGCAAGGUCACCGGUUCGAUCCUCGGCUGCACCGUGUCCUGUGUCGAAGUGUCCCUGAGCAAGACACUGAACCCGU